This is a messenger RNA of Coregonus clupeaformis (lake whitefish), 6906 nucleotides long. RefSeq names its product kinase suppressor of ras 2 (gene ksr2). The coding region runs from base 559 to 3498 and encodes 979 amino acids. The record is from RefSeq and is a predicted model, not a curated record. Gene Ontology annotation, molecular function: protein kinase activity; ATP binding. Gene Ontology annotation, biological process: protein phosphorylation. The transcript has 23 exons. NCBI's taxonomy places the organism in Eukaryota, Metazoa, Chordata, Actinopteri, Salmoniformes, Salmonidae.
UGCUGUUGCUGUGGAUUUGAUUGACGGGAAACAUGUCGGUGUGGUGGUGGGAGCGAACCGGGAUGCAGCUGCUGACAUGUGAGACGGGAAGAACCUGUAUCCAAUCCACACAGCAUCACCUUUAAAAUGAUUAUACGAAGCUGCUUUAGUAUUAUUGAUUCGUUAUGUUUUUUUAUUUGAAAUGAACAAACAGAACGCUGACUGGAUUUAUUAGAUAAGGCUUGAUCGGUUGUGUUCUGAUUUUUAUUUCUGUUGAGGAGGUAUAGCCUAGGCUAUCUGCAUAUUGUGUUUGAUGAUAUAGCCCUCAGCAUCAGUACCAGUCUCAAUCAGAAACACCUUGAUGAACCACCACCUGGAAUACAAGAAGGACUAUUGCAAUGAAGUCGCCUUUCACAUAGAUCACAUCUCAUUUCUUAACCAGUGUAUAUAAUAGAUUAUACCACCACGUUGGCUGGCGUUUUGCAGGGUACUUUAUUACAUGGAACUAUUUCCACGUUUAUUUUCCGAGUAGAAUAUUUUUGUUGAAGUACACAUAAAAACGACCACUGCUCGCAAACUAUGGACGUGGAGAAUAUGACAAAAAGCGACGAGCAGCAUCUGAGUUUGCAAAAAGCCUUGCAGCAGUGCGAGUUGGUGCAAAAUAUGAUAGACAUAAGCAUUUCUAGCUUGGAGGGAUUGAGGACCAAAUGUGCCACAUCCAACGACUUGACACAAAAAGAAAUACGAACGCUGGAGGGAAAGCUGGUGAAGUACUUCAGUCGCCAGCUGUCCUGUAAGGUGAGAGUGGCCUCACAGGAGAACAGUACUGAGCUACAGGACUUCCCCAGACUGGGACACUGGUUCCGCAUUGUCAACCUGAGGAAGGAGGUCACUGAGGAGAUGGGUCCGGGCGAUGUGACUCUGGAGGGGCUGCUGGAGAUGAGUGAUGAGCAGGUGUGUGAGGCCAUGGAGAAGUUUGGAGCCAACGACGAGGAGUGUGCCCGGCUCAACGCCUCUCUGUCCUGCCUCAGGAAGGCCCACAAGUCAGAACAACUCGAGGAUGACUCAUUGCCCAAUAAUGGAGCAGGCAGCCAUGCCAAGCAGGACUGGUCCAUCCAGUGGCCCACCUCCGAGUCUGGCAAGGAGAACACUCCCUUCCCCUCUCCAGAACCCAGCCAGUGGGUCCGCUUCCAGCUCUCCCAAAGCCCCAUGGUCCAGGCCAAGUACAACCAGCAGCACCACAGCCAGUGCCACAGCCCCCAGGCAUUGCUACCCUAUGCGUACGGCCCCUACGUCCAGCCAGACCGCCUCACCGUGGACAGCCACCUGGGUCUGGGGGCCUUCCCCCCCAUGGACACGGGUCACCGAUCCCUGCCCCCCUCGCCCCGCCAGAGGCACUUUGCCCACACCCCUCCCCGGACUCCCCUGGUGGUCAACACCAUGACCCCCCCGGGCACGCCCCCCAUGAGGCGCAGAAACAAGGUGAAGGCCCCUGGGACGCCCCCGCCGCCCAGCCGAAAGCUCAUCCAUCUGCUGCCGGGCUUCACGGCGCUGCACCGCUCCAAGUCACACGAGUUCCAGGUGGGAAACCGCGUAGGUCUGGAGGCAGCUGACACGCAGACACCCAAAGUGAAGCAGAGGAAGUCCAAGCCUCAGCACCUGAAGAUCAACAGCAGUGUGGGGAGCUGUGAGAACCUCCCUACCCAACGCUCACCCCUCCACUCCUCCGACCAUCGCUCACUCCGUUCCUUCUUCUUCCCCACCUUCAUCCCCUCCACUCCCCCCGUCCACUCCGACGCAAACACUCUGUCAGUGCCUCGCUGGUCCCCACAGAUCCCUCGGAGAGACCUGGGAAACUCCAUAAAACACAGGUUUUCCACCAAGUAUUGGAUGUCUCAGACAUGCAUAGUGUGUGGAAAAGGAAUGUUGUUUGGACUUAAAUGUAAAAACUGCAAGCUGAAGUGCCACAACAAAUGCACCAAAGAAGCCCCGCCUUGCCAUUUACUGAUCAUCCAAAGAGGAGGAGGAAGUAACCCCCUUAAAGAUCACCAAGGAAAUCAAGCUCGUUUGGUGCGGACUGAAUCGGUACCAUGUGACAUCAACAACCCCCUCAGGUACACAGACCUGCACAUCAGUCAGACGCUGCCCAAAACCAGCAAAAUCAACAAGGAUCACAUCCCUGUCCCGUACCAACCAGACUCAAGCAGUAACCCCUCCUCCACCACCUCCUCCACCCCUUCCUCCCCUGCUCCACCCCUCCCUUCCAGUGCCACCCCUCCCUCCCCCCUACACCCCUCCCCACAGUCAGCACGGCAACAGAAACAGUUCAACUUCACAGCCUCUUCUUAUUUCAAAUACAAGCAGCAGUUCAUCUUCCCAGACGUGGCCCCGGCACCAGAGGCCCCCAACAGAGCACCCCAGGUCAUCCUUCAUCCUGUCCUGUCUGAGCCUGGAAUCGAGGUGAACCCUUUAAACCCUUUACUACAGAUUGAAGUUGAACCGACAUCAGACAACGAGGAGGGCAAUGAUGAGGCGGAGUACUCGGAGGAUGAGUUUGAGGAGAUGAACCUGUCUCUGUUGUCAGCCCGUAACUUCCCCCGUAAGGCCAGCCAGACCUCCAUCUUUCUCCAGGAGUGGGACAUCCCCUUCGAACAGCUAGAGAUAGGGGAGCUCAUCGGGAAAGGUCGCUUCGGCCAAGUGUUCCACGGGCGCUGGCACGGCGAGGUGGCCAUCCGCCUCAUCGACAUCGAGCGUGACAAUGAGGACCAGCUCAAGGCCUUCAAGAGGGAGGUGAUGGCCUACCGAAACACUCGGCACGAGAAUGUGGUCCUCUUCAUGGGCGCCUGCAUGAGCCCCCCACACCUAGCCAUCAUCACCAGCUUGUGUAAGGGAAGGACUCUAUAUUCGGUGGUGAGGGAUGCCAAAGUCAUCCUGGAUGUCAACAAGACCAGACAGAUCGCCCAGGAGAUGGUUAAGGGGAUGGGCUAUCUCCACGCCAAGGGGAUCCUACACAAGGAUAUGAAGUCCAAGAAUGUCUUCUACGACAACGGCAAAGUGGUCAUCACCGACUUUGGACUUUUCACCAUAUCUGGGGUUCUGCAAGCCGGCAGCCGUAGAGAGGACAAACUGAGAAUCCCCAGUGGAUGGCUGUGUCACCUGGCCCCUGAAAUAGUCUCUCAGCUCUCCCCUGAAACAGAGGAGGACAAGCUGCCUUUCUCCAAACAGUCAGAUGUCUUUGCUUUCGGCACUAUCUGGUAUGAGUUGCAUGCACGUGAGUGGCCUUACAAGAACCAGCCAGCAGAGGUUAUCAUCUGGCAGGUGGGCAGUGGGAUGAAGCCCAACCUCACACAGAUCGGCAUGGGCAAAGAGAUAUCGGACAUCCUGCUCUUUUGCUGGGCGUUCGAGCAGGAUGAAAGGCCCAGCUUCUCCAAGCUGGUGGAUCUGCUGGAAAAGUUGCCAAAACGGAACCGUCGCCUUUCCCACCCAGGGCACUUCUGGAAGUCAGCUGAGUGCAGUUGACCAAGACCCCCUGAACCUAGACUUCUCAACAUCCUCUGAACUCAUAUUUUUGGGUUAUUGUUUAAUCAAAUGGAAUAUAUGUUUUAUUUGAUUACUCAAAUGACCUGUUCAGUUUGUUUGUUGGCUUAUUUAUUUUGGAAUGUCUUUUUCUCAAUGUCACAUGUUUUAAUGAGAGUUCUUUUUGUCAUGAAUCACUUCAUUCUCUACGGAAAAUGCAUUUUCUUGAACAAAUGCAGGACUUUUUUUGAGUAUUUUCUUUUCGGAAUGAAAUUGUUUUUAGAAUGAAAGUAAUUAUUUUACGAAUUGUAAAAUUUACAAGUCAUUGUCUUGCCAUUUCCCUUGUAUGUCAACUGUCGCUGUCAUGUGUUAUUUCUGGUUACCUCAUGGUCUCUCAUGUGUGAAUGUCUACAUGUUUGUGUUUUCUACGUUUGUCUCAAAGCUUUAUCUUAUAGUCCAUUAUUUACUAUUGAAUGUGAUGACUCCAUUCCUGCCAAUUGUAGGGCUGGAUGAUGGUACAGGACCUUGGUACGAAACUGUUCUCCAAUUGGCCUGUGCUUUGAUUAUUGCCUGUGAACGCUGUUGAGCAUGCAUCAAAAAUGGCAUCCUGUUCCAUACAUGGUGCACUACUAAGGUCAAAAGUAGUGCACUAGAUAGGGAAUAGAAUGUGAGAUGUUUGAACAACAGCCUUUUUUUCAAACUGUGCCCUUUGGCUGUUGGUUCAUUCAGUAGGCCUACACUGACUGACUGGAAGUCUCUCACUCUAAUGUGAAAACGCUGACACUUUAAAUAUAUCUCAUUACAGUACCUACUAUGAACUCGCUUAAACACCUUGGAGAAUUGCUGUUACUGAGCCCAUGGAGAAAUAGGUGUAUACUUUAGUGUUUUAAAGUGGGCGAGGGUAAUCACAGAUGAAUAGCUAGCUAAGCUCACCAUUUACCUCCAUUAAUUAUGACACAAUAGAUUCACUUCAGGAAUUCUUCAGCCCUAUAAUUGACAAAGCACUUUCUGAACAGACACCAUGAUACAGUAUAUUCUAGUAACAUGACUGUGUCCAUGACCUGGCCAUUUGUAUAAUAUAUUUCACAGCGAUAUUUUAAAUAUAGCUAGCUAGAGCCCAGUCAGACUGAAUGAAAUCGUUAUGGAUGGAAAGCGGUGUCUCAGUAAGAACAGCCAUGUCCUAUAUAGAUGCAGACAAUCCAGUCCUGUAUAAAGCCAUUUCUACUACACUAUAUUAUACAGUACAUGUAUACAUCCGCCAGUGUUGGAAAUGCAUACAAACAAUUUGCUGCUGUUUUUUUUUGGAGUACAUCUGUCUAUUUUGGAAUUGCUGGGAUUCCGAUAUUGUACGUGGGUCAUUUAUAUUUGUACUGUUUGUAACUUCUAAGUGCAUGAAAUGGACUAUAAAGGAUCUAUUCUUGUUAUUACGAUAAAAAGUUGACUCCUUCAGCUUUAUAUUAAGUAUGUUAUCACUGCGGUAUUUUCUGAUGUAUCUUUUGUCAGCAUAGGGCCGUCAAAUGAUACGGAUACAACAGUUCAUAAUGUUAUACUGCCGGCUUUGUAAAAAAGGAAAUGUUCAAAAAUGAUGUUUAAGAGAAUGAUUGUAAUAUUAUAUUUAUACAUUAUAAUAGCCUAUCGUGAAGAGGAAUAACCAAUUGUGCUGAAUUCGACAAGAAUCUGACUAGAAAACGAUUCAACAUUUAGUGCCAAGUGUACAUAACAGAUUGUAGACCUUGUUUUAUCAUCAGUUGCUGUAAAUCAAUAUUCCGGCAGCACUUUAUAUAAACUCCACGUAAUAAAGCAUUUAUAAUGAAUUAGUACAUUGUUUAUUAUUCAUUUAUUAAUAAUUACUGCCACAUUUGUAAAUGGUAUUAACCUAGUUAUUCACACAUUUAUAAACAACUUUUAAAGUAUUUAAUAAUGAGUCAUAAGAUCAUUUCUAUCAAAAAGAUGGACAUGCCAUUGCUAGACAUUCCAGCAGUACCUGAUGCUCCUUAAGGUCUCAAAAUGGCCCCUAGAACAUAUCAAUGGUUAAACAAUAAUCACACAAUACAGAGGAUGUUUAAGAAAAUAUAUUGGACAUUCCAAAACAGUCACACUGUUGUAAUAGUGUGAUGUGAAUCUUCAGACACCCUCUAUGCUGAGUAAAAUAAUGUUUUUAGUCCGAAAGUGCUAACAUAAGCGUUUCUUGGCCGUGACUUUUCUACCAAAACCAAAGUGUGGAUUUCGUUCACUCCUUAGAGAAGUCUAAUCUCGGUUAACCCAGAACUAAAAUCGCACGUAAUUCAGUCCGAAAUUGCUGCUCGCUAUCCCGUUGUCACAGACUCUUCGGUUUACACUCAGAAUCUGUCCACGAGAGAUUAAGAUCAGUCCAUGGACUGUUUGCAAAUAUCUGAAUACAUCCCAUUACCUUACUACCUUUAAAGGCCCAGUAAAGGUGGCGCCAAACAAAGCCAUGUGUGAAAAUAGUGCGGUUAAAUGACUAAAGCACUGGAAGCAUUUUAAGGUUAUUCAUGUGUCAUUUCUACUUACAAUUCAUACAUGUAACAUUUCUACCGCAAUCACAUAUCAGUAGUAUUGGAGGAAUACAAAUCCACUAGAGAAAAACUGUCCGGUCCGUCCAGCUGUUGUUUGUAGGCUACAUCUCCCUGUUUUAGUUUGCGUUCGCAAGGUUGACAACAUUAGCUCAUUAACUCUUCGUUAAGUCCUUGCAACAGUUGUUUUUGUGAAUAAAAUGUUUGAUAUAUUUCAUUUAACAUCCUGUGUUGUGUGCGUGUUCUUUUACCAUUAAUAUGUUCUAGGCUAUUUUGAGACCUUAAGGAGCAUCAAGUACUGCUGGAAUGUCUACCGCUGGAAUGUCUACCAAUGGCAUGUCCAUCUUUUUGUGAGAAAUUACACAAAGUAUUUAUAAAGUAUAUAUAGCCCACACUUUAGACGAGGUCACACAAAAGACUAAUGAUUAGUAAAAUGUUUAUAAGGACCUAUAUUAAACAUCUUAUUAAUGGAGUAAUGAUUAAUAAAUUAUGAAUAAACUAUUUACCAAUCCAGUAUAAGUGGUUUAUUAUGUGGUUAUUAUAAAGUGGUACCAAUAAUCCAUGUGAACUCACUAAAGCAGUUUUGGUGUACAGGAUUUUUGGCUUACUUUAUGAAUUGUGUUGUGAUUUUGUCGUAUUUUUGUGUUCAUUCAGAUUUAUUUUUAUCCAUAUACCUUACUAUAUUACGUAAGCAUUUAUGCUGUGUUUCUUUUUCUGAUUCAGUCCUUGUAUUGUAGAGUAUAGCUCCAAAAGCUUGUAUUUAUCGAUGCCUUAUGGUCCAUGGCUUAGUGACGGGUAGAUUCAUCAGAAGCUUUUUGUUUGCACUCAUCCUCUCAAUGAAAAGUGUAUGACAAUAAAAAUGUGUUUUCAUUUUGGA